Messenger RNA from Cicer arietinum (chickpea), 1869 nucleotides. RefSeq lists its product as uncharacterized. Lineage: Eukaryota; Viridiplantae; Streptophyta; Magnoliopsida; Fabales; Fabaceae. Gene Ontology annotation, biological process: biosynthetic process. The record is from RefSeq and is a predicted model, not a curated record. Gene Ontology annotation, molecular function: pyridoxal phosphate binding; L-kynurenine:2-oxoglutarate transaminase activity. Gene Ontology annotation, cellular component: cytoplasm.
AAUUCAUACACAUCUAAAAGAAACAAUACUUGAUAAAUGUGGUGUUGUCUGACUUGAGAUUGAAACAGUGGUAUUGUUUGCAGGAAUCAAAUUUACAAGCGUCUCCAUCACACAUUAAAACACACCCUUUAGUCUCUAAGCUUUGACGACAACUAUUGUUCCGGUAUAACAAAUUUCUUUUUACGUUUGCUUGAAAAGUAAAAGGAUAAUUUUGAAAGAGUCUUUGUGAACCACAAACACCAUGUUUCCUAUUAUUGUCCUCGUUGGGUUUGUGAAAUUGACAUGAGACAGUGCAGAGAGGCAGAGUGCAGGGAUAAGUGAUAAGGCGUAAAAGGAAGGAAGAGAGAAAGAAAGAAAAUGGAAGGAAAAUUGUCUUAUGCGGCAAAGAAGCUAACAUCAUCUCCCAUUCAAGAACUCUCUCACCUUGCUCAGAGAUGCAACGCUAUCAACCUCGCCGAAGGCUUCCCCGACUUCCCUGCUCCUCUCCACAUUAAAAACGCCGCCGUUUCAGCCAUCAAUUCCGAUCUCAAUCAAUACAGGCACGUGCAAGGUAUAUGUGAACAUUUGGCCAAUAUUGUCAAGGAAAUGCAUGGUUUAGAAAUUGACCCUCUUACGGAUGUAGCUAUUUGUUGUGGUCAAACUGAGGCAUUUGCAGCUGCAAUCUUUGCAACAAUUGACCCCGGUGACGAAGUCAUACUCUUUGACCCUUCCUAUGAAACAUAUCAAGGAUGUGUUACCAUGGCCGGUGGUGUCCCUAUACAUGUGCUGCUUGACCCGCCUCACUGGACCUUGGAUCCAAGCAAAUUGCUAAAAUCACUUACUGAGAGAACUAAAGCCAUAGUACUGAAUAGUCCUCACAACCCAACUGGCAAAGUUUUCACAAAAGAUGAACUUGAGGCUAUUGCUGGAGCAUGCUGCAGCCGAAAUUGCCUGGCUAUAACAGAUGAAGUAUAUGAGCAUAUAACUUACGACAACCAAGAACAUAUAUCCCUUGCCUCAUUUCCAGGAAUGCAAGAGAGGACAAUUCUAACAUCUUCUUUGUCUAAAACAUUUUGUGUCACAGGUUGGAGGGUCGGAUGGGCGAUUGCACCAGCCUUUAUCGCGUCUGCUAUCAGAAACAUUCAUGUGAUAGUUACAGAUUCUGCUCCAGCUCCUUUUCAGGAAGCUGCUUUGACUGCUUUGAGAAGCCCCCCUGAAUACUUUGAAUCACUGAGAAGAGAUUAUCAAUCAAAAAGAGAUUAUAUCAUCAAGUUGCUUGUGAGAGUGGGUUUUAAGAUACAGUUUAUACCUCAGGGUUCCUUCUUCUUAUUCGCCGAGCUUCCUGAGAACUGUUCCCUUUCUGAUGUAGAAUUUGUUAAAAAGUUAAUACUAGAAGCCGGGGUGGUGGCUGUUCCAGGACAAGGAUUUUUUCAUACAGACUUCUCUUCAAAUGAAGCUUCAAAUGCAAAUUGUAACUACCAGAAGCGAUACAUCAGGUUUGCAUUCUGCAAGAGUGAGGCAACUUUGUCUGCAGUUUCAGAAAGAUUGGGUAAACUUUUGGAUGCUGCAGGGCAUCUUGCGCUAUAUUAAACUGGCAGAAAGAAUAUUAAUGGAUGACGUAGCGGUUGAAAGUUUUGUUCGAAUUAAUAAAGCUUGUGUUAUAGAUUAUAGAUUAAUUUGGUCAAAAGACUGUGUGUAAACUAGUAAGCCAAUUUUUUCUUCUUGUUGUCUCUUUUUCCUUCUUUUCACAUUCAGAUUUACGUAGAUGUACUUUGGGAUCCUAGCAGAAUCAUGCAAUACUUAUGUCUUAACUGUGGUUUAAAGGGAUCAAACAUCUUUUGUUUUGCUUCAGCUGUUGAAAAUGUGGGGUGAUAAAAGCACAUUAUAUUA